AUGUCUGCUGCCAGCUAUCUGCAAUCUGAUGAUCGCUUUCUGUGCUCCAUCUGUCUGGAUGUGUUCACUGAUCCAGUCAGCACACCAUGUAGACACAACUUCUGCAAAAACUGCAUCAAUGGACACUGGAACAGUAAUAAUCAGUGCCUCUGUCCAAUGUGUAAAGAGAUUUUCAUCACAAGACCUGAGCUUCACAUCAACACUUCCAUCUCUGAGAUGGCCCUGAAGUCCUGUCUGGUGCUUCUGGUGUUUCUGGUGAUUCCGGUGUGUCUGGCCUUCAUCCACUUUCGAACACAGCGGGAGCCUCAUCUGACAUCUUCACAUGAGAAAAGACAUCAGCUGAUCGAUCCUGUGGAGAACCAGGAAAACAGGAUGUGUAUGAAGCACAAUAAACCUCUGGAGCUGUUCUGUAAGACCGACCAGACAUGUGUCUGCACUCUCUGCACCUCUUCAGACCACAAGACACACGAUUGUGUUCCUCUGAAAGAAGAAUAUGAAAGACAGAAGGCAGAGCUGGGGAAGACAGAGGCUGAAAUUCAGGAGAUGAUCCAGAAGAGACGACUGAAGAUUGAAGAGAUCAAACACUCAGUUGACCUCAGUGAGGAAGCUGCAGACAGAGAGAAAGCAGAAGGUGUUCAGGUCUUCACCGCUCUGAAGAACUCUGUUGAGAGAAGCCUGAAUGAGUUCAUUAAGACGAUUGAAGAGAAGCAAAGAACAACAGAGAAACAGGCUGAAGACUUCAUCAAAGAGCUGGAACAGGAAAUCUCUGAGCUGAAGAAGAGAAGCUCUGAGGUGGAGAAGCUCUCACACUCUGAAGACCACCUCCACCUCCUCCAAAACUUCCUGUCCCUGAAAGCUGCUCCACCCACCAAAGACUGGACUGAUGUCAGCGUCCGUCCAUCAUAUGAGGGGACUGUGGUGAAAGCUGUGGCUCAGCUGAAGGAGACGCUCAGUAAACAGAUGAAGAAGCUGCUUGCUGAAGCUGAGCUGAAGAAGGUCCAGCAGUAUGCAGUGGAUGUGACUCUUGAUCCUGAUACAGCAAAUCCUAAACUCAUCCUGUCUGAUGAUGGGAAACAAGUACAACAUGGUGAUGUAAAGAAGAAUGUCCCAGACAACCCAGAGAGAUUUUCAGAUUGUGGUAAUGUUUUAGGAAAACAGAGUUUCUCUUCAGGCAGAUUUUACUUUGAGGUUCAGGUUAAAGGGAAGACUCACUGGGAUUUAGGAGUGGCCAGAGAGUCGAUCAACAGGAAGGGAAAAAUCAUACUGAUUCCUCAGAAUGGGUUCUGGGCUAUAUGGUUGAGAAAUGGAAAUAACUACAAAGCUCUCACUGGUUUUUUAAAUGAUCUCUCUCUGAAGUCUCCUCCUCAGAAGGUGGGGGUGUUUGUGGAUUAUGAGGAGGGUCUGAUCUCCUUUUAUGAUGUAGAUGCUGCAGCUCUUAUCUACUCCUUUACUGGCUGCUCCUUCACUGAGAAACUCUACCCAUACUUCAGCCCUGGUCCUAAUUAUGGUGGUAAAAACUCCGCCCCUCUGAUCAUCUUUCCUGUCAAUCAAACUGUCUGAUUUAUUUUUUAUGAUCAGUAAUUUAUUAAACAACGAAGCACUGCCAAUAAUGAACAGUGUUUAAUAAGUAAAUCAAUUAGUACAUUUUGAGUCUACUGUGUAAGGUAUAUGAAGGCACAGUAUUUAUACUACGAAAACGACACAGCAGUCAAUACAUGGCAAUAGUUUUUUUUAAUUUAGUGACAUAAAACAACACCAAACAAUGAUGAUCUGAUUAUUAUAAUCAAAACUUUUAAGAUUUAGUCAUUCAAGGUAAAUAAAUAAAUGUACAGAUGUAUAUGUUCAGUAUAAAGUAGUUUUUUGUAUCUUGGAUUUUUACCUUUUACUCAUAUUUUUACUGCUUCAGCAUCCUUCCACUAUUCAUCUGUUUGUAUUUCAGUUUUGAUGGAGCCGUCAAGAGAAACAUGAUGUAUUGAUGCAGCCAUUAAAAUUCAUGAUGUUUGAAUAUUUCAAUGUUUAGCUUCAAUGAUUGAACACGAAGAGAAAAAUAAUAUUCAGCUGCAGCCUGUUUUCAUAUUACUUUUUUAAAAUAACAAAAUAUUUGAAAUGUAUUGAAUAUUUGUAUUUCCUUUGACUGUUGUUGCUUAUACAAAAAUAUGAUUUCAGUGUAUUGAAUUAGAAUCUACUUGUUUUUAAAUCUACAUUGAUUAUAUUCUUUCACUGUUUCUACUGUUUUACUUUUGAUGUUUUUUAUUGUUGAUGUUUCAUGUA
Molecule: messenger RNA, 2271 nt
Organism: Scomber scombrus (Atlantic mackerel)
Lineage: Eukaryota; Metazoa; Chordata; Actinopteri; Scombriformes; Scombridae
Product: E3 ubiquitin-protein ligase TRIM21-like
Exons: 3
Coding region: 1-1560 (519 amino acids)
Molecular function (GO): protein binding; zinc ion binding
Source: RefSeq, a predicted model, not a curated record